CGGUAAUAAUUCUAGCAGACGAUACAAGAGUAGUUGGCAAGAUGGCGGACGACGAUAGCAGCACGACGUCCGACGAAAGUAUCGAUAUUACUAGCGACAAAUUUGAUCCCAUUAAAGCUAUUUAUUCGAAGAAAAUACGUUUACCUUCUACGUCCGCGCCUCUUUACGAUAAUGUGUCAAUGUACGAAAGUCGUAUGAAGAAUUUGAAUCGUGUCAAAAAAUCCCAAACAGGAAGUGAUGAUGUCGCCAAAGCAAAGGAAUAUAACAAGCAACGAUUAAUCUCUAACCAAGGAUCGGCGGAGGAUGAUUCGGAAAAAGGAAAAACUAGAGGAUGUGGCAGAAAAGAAGUUUCCGAUGUUUUAACGAAAAUGCCGAAAAUUCUUGGACCAUUAGGAAUGUUAUACGAGUGUAUGGAAACGAGAAAACGUAUAAGGGUAGGUUUAUUUCGUUUUACUAUUACGUUUUCAUAUACAUUUGUAUCCAGUUCUUCUGGAUUUGGAAGUCCGGUUGGUCAAGCUGGCUAA
Polistes canadensis is the source of this 524-nucleotide messenger RNA. RefSeq names its product U7 snRNA-associated Sm-like protein LSm11 (gene Lsm11). Gene Ontology annotation, cellular component: U7 snRNP. Gene Ontology annotation, molecular function: U7 snRNA binding. Gene Ontology annotation, biological process: mRNA 3'-end processing by stem-loop binding and cleavage. Bases 42 to 524 code for a protein of 160 amino acids. The record is from RefSeq and is a predicted model, not a curated record. NCBI's taxonomy places the organism in Eukaryota, Metazoa, Arthropoda, Insecta, Hymenoptera, Vespidae. The transcript has 4 exons.